This is a messenger RNA of Purpureocillium lilacinum, 513 nucleotides long. The record is from RefSeq and is a predicted model, not a curated record. NCBI's taxonomy places the organism in Eukaryota, Fungi, Ascomycota, Sordariomycetes, Hypocreales, Ophiocordycipitaceae.
AUGAACCUCGGCAGACGCAUCUCGACGACCCUCAACAAGCGCCAGGCCUCGAGACUCACCAACACUUUCCCACACAACGCCCAACAAAUAAGCAUGAUUCAUCAACAACGGACCAGACCAUCCCCGGAGCAGAGUCCGCGGCGGGCCACAGCAGCAUCAGCUCCAGACACGCCCCGACCCGACCCGGACCGCGCCCCCUUUCCCCCCGCCGCCAGCUUCGUGGCCCACCAGUGCUUGACGCCAGGCCCGGCCAGCAGCUCGCACGCCUCGACGAGCAACAAGACAUCGCCACCUCCGCACCGCGUACGCGCCGCCCAGUUACUAUACUUACUUGUUAGGCAGCAGGGCGCCCAUCACGGGACCCCCCCCCCAGACGGGGCCUGCUCGUCGUCGUACAGAUGUGGACCCUUGCCGUCCAUCGUCGGCUUGUGGGACGAAGCCGUCCCGGACCAGACCAGUCCCCAGGGUCUCCUCCUCCUCCUUCAACCUUCCCUCCCAUUCCCGAAUCGGUGA